This is a messenger RNA of Leishmania mexicana MHOM/GT/2001/U1103, 2250 nucleotides long. RefSeq lists its product as hypothetical. The record is from RefSeq and is a predicted model, not a curated record. Bases 1 to 2250 code for a protein of 749 amino acids. NCBI's taxonomy places the organism in Eukaryota, Euglenozoa, Kinetoplastea, Trypanosomatida, Trypanosomatidae. The transcript has a single exon.
AUGCCGCUGCUGCCAGCGCCGCUGGACACUGCCUCUGCCCCUUCAUCUACGUCCCAGCAGGCUGCAACCCGCGCAGCAGCAGCCGUUCCGGCUGCAGAUGUGCGCGCAGUCUCGCACGUCUCCAACACCGCCCACUGGCAGCUGAACUCUCCAGAAAGUCACAGGCAUCGCAACGAUGGUCACGUGGAUCAGCGCGGUGCCGUCUUCGAGUACGCCUCCGAGGCGGUCACUACCCUCGAGCAGCAGUAUGGCGAUGCCCUACAGCGCCUCAACACAAUGCACCGCCUCUACGACCGACUAGACGCACACAACCGCACCCUCGCAUCCGAGUUGAAGCGGGUGCGGCAGGUGAGCGACGUCCUGCAGAACGGCGUUGCGUUUCAGUUGUACAACAGCGUGCGGCACGUGAAGCACGAGAUGAGGCUGCUGAAGCAGUACGUUGAACUUCUGAGCUCCAACUUUAGCAAUCAGCUGCAUGUGCUGCAGCAAGUUGUCGGUGAAGAGCUGCAGCACUUGCUUGGCCGGCACGACUCGUACACGUCACUGCUGCCGCACGGCGCGGAGGGGCGGCUCCAACCGACGGAAACGCGAGUAUCGAUCGGCGCAGCCAGCGGUCGGGCAUGCUCGCUGGAACGUAUCGCCAACGUGCCCUCCUCAGAGCUCGGCGGACACGUCACCGGGGCUGGUGGCGGCGUGGGCGCGGGCACGCAGUUCUACAGUCAAGAUUACUGGUGGAACGUCAUGUCACCGCAUCCGAUACGGCCGCCGUCCGGCGCACACACUCCGGCGGCACCGGCAGAAUUGGAGGCUGGCGGCUGGGCUGAUGUCGGAAGUGGCCGCGGUAGAGGUGCCACCGAGCACAAGCGAGCCCUUUCACCACCAGACCAGCUGCCUCUCAGCAUGGACGACAGCAGAGAGAACAAUCUCUCAACGCAAUCGUCAGGAGAGGCACUGGUGUCUCGCCACGCCUACCGGGAGGUGCAGGGGGCCCUUGCAGAUGCCCAGCGGCGCGUCGUCGAGCUGGAGCGGGCGUCCUCGAAUCAGCAAGCCGACUACGAGAAUCGCAUUGCGCAGCUGAAGGCCGCCCAUCGAGCCAAGGAGGCAACGCUGAAGGAGGAGCUUGCGCUGCAGCGUCGGCGAGCAGAACUGGCGCAGGAUGGUGAACCGCAGCAAGCCGCACUCUCGACAAGGCUGCCGGGCCAAGCAGCCGGUCUUACGUCGCCUGUGGAUGUCAAUCAGCUGGUGCAGCUGCUUCUUGAGCAUCGGUAUCAGCAGCCCACAGCGAAGCAACACCCCGAUGCCCCUCCGACGACGUCGAGUCCCACCUCGACGGUACAACCACCACGGCAAGCGAGCCACAAAGCCGUCCGACCACCUCUGCAAAGGUGUGGGGAUGCUGACGAAACGGCAGGACAGAAGGACAGCCGGCACGACAGCGCAGACACGUCCGCCAUCACCAACGACUCCGACAGCGACUUUCGCCGCCGCGCUGCACACCCGUGCGCCACUGAGUCUGCCUCCGCCUCGAACACAGACGACGGCAACGGUGAUGUGCGCCUCCCCUUUGAUCGCACAAAGCGGUGUGCGCUGCGGGCGAUCGCGAGCAAAGGCAGUGGCCGCCGCCGCACAGGCGCUGAUGGUGAUCUGCACAUGCCAGACCGCUACUCGCCGACCGCAGCAGCCCGCCGAGUCGAGCGCGCCCGUGAGGUGCUUGGCGGCGAGGAGCGUGACGGCGAGAGGCGGCAGGAGGGCCAGCGAGCUCAUAGCAGCACCAGCAGCGGCAACCGUCGCCAAAGAGAGAAGGUGGCGGCAACAGAGGCAGCCGGCGCAACCACCACCGCCACUGUGCGGCGCUCGCUCGCGUAUGAAAGGUUGAUGGAUCACUCACGUGCUGCCUCGAGAAGUUUAGAAGGGUACGCCCCCCAUAAUGGCCGCCCCGCAGCGCGAGCGCGACCUCGCACGGUCAGCAACACGGACGCUCCAAGUGUGCCGAGGCGCAGUUGCAGCCGCCGCUGGCAACGCAACGGUGGUGCUGCUCGAGACCCGCGACAUGUCGUGGGGGUCGGCCCCGAACUGCUGGAAUCGCUGCUGGCACAGGUAGACGCCGUCGACGUGCAAGGCGGCUCACGGUACGCGGUGACUGCGCCAAAGCGCGUGCGGCCUGUGCAAAGCCAGCUCGACCCCAAGGUCGAUCGGGUGGCGCAGGGGAUUUGGGCGGAGAAGCUGCUCAAGGAGCGCAGCUGCCUAUAG